AUGUUUGGACGUCCGACGAUGAAAUGUCCCUCGAAAAAUCAGGCGGUUGCGAUUGGCGUGAGCGGUGAAGCCAUUUCAUUUGACCAGUAA
Molecule: messenger RNA, 90 nt
Organism: Peronospora matthiolae
Lineage: Eukaryota; Oomycota; Peronosporomycetes; Peronosporales; Peronosporaceae
Source: the annotation of a GenBank genome assembly